UAUUCGCUCGCCUGGCCUGUUCCGAGUCCUGUUCCUCUGGGUUCUUGCCUCGGGUCUUCCUAAAGUCAGGAGCUACCCCAGCAGCUCACCGAGAGACCACCGAGAGACCACCGUCUACAGAUUCCCGGUCACCCACGGAGAGCGCAAAAGUACCGGCCAAGAUGACUCAAGACGAGGCGGCGGCGGCAGCGGCGGGCAACGAGAACGCAGAGGCCGACGACCCCGGUCUGCUUAUGGCGAUCCUGAGCUCCCCGCUCAACCUGAUGCUGCUGGGCCUUUGCUGCUACCUGAUCUACAAGAUAAUCCGGGGGGAUCGGCCCCAGCCCAUCCAGAGCAGAGACGACGAAGACGGGCCGCCGCUGCCCAAGCUCAAGCGCCGCGACUUCACCCUGGAAGAGCUGCGCCCCUUCGACGGCGUCCAGAACGAGCGUAUCCUCAUGGCCAUUAACGGGAAGGUCUUCGACGUGUCUCGCGCCAGGAAGUUUUACGGGCCGGAUGGUCCUUAUGGGAUUUUUGGUGGAAGGGAUGCAUCCAGAGGCCUUGCCACCUUCUGCCUGGAUAGAGAGAUUCUGAAGGAGGGACAUGACGAUCUUUCUGAUCUUGAUGCCACACAGAGAGAGACCCUGAGCGACUGGGAACAACAGUUCCAAUUUAAAUACCACCAUGUGGGCAAGCUGCUGAAGGAUGGAGAAGAGCACACUGUAUAUUCAGAUGCUGAAGAAGAAAAAACCCAAGAAGAAGAAAAACCCAAGGAUGCUCAGGAUCGGAAGAAUGAUUAGUGAAGAACGAUCUUGAAAUCAUUAGGGUUUCUUUUUUUAAAUCUUGCAUUCCAAUUUUCUCUCAGUCUAAACACCAGUUCUGGUUUUAGAAAUAGUAUGUGAAUUAUCUUUAAUUAAACACAUUUAAAUCUACAUUCCUACAUAACCUUGCCAUGUCAGCACUAAACUUCUUAAAGAUAAUGUGAUACAGUGGUACCUCUGGUUAAGAACUUAAUUCGUUCUGGAGGUCCAUUCUGAACCUGAACUGUUCUUAACCUGAGGUACUAUUUCUAAGUUAGCGGAGUUUGUAACCUGAAGCGUUUGUAACCCGAGGUACCACUGUACAAAUCUGGCAAUUGGGCUACAACAGAACCCAGUUAUUUGGUAAAUAAAGGGGGCAGCCACCCAAGUCCUGAUGUUGUUGUGCACUUUCCAUACUUUUAAUGGUGCUUCCCAAAAGGCCUCCAGCUUGGUAGAUAGUGAAUGGCAGGUAUUUGUUAACGUGGAGUUUUUCUCCUUUUUUCCCCAUUCAGUGAAGUGAAUCAGAGGGGAUCAAAAAGCUUUCCAUUCCUUUACAGCAGCAAUGUUUUGUUUUGUUAAAAUAAUAAUAAUAAUCUUACCUCUGUUUAUUAACUACAACUCCACCAUAACCCAUAUUCGGGCACAUAUUCUCAAAUUAUGCCUACUGCAAGUUGCUUCUGUAUGGUUCCCUCGGAAUCUUUAUUGUAAAUAUUUGGGAGUGGGGCUAUUAUAUGGUUCCUUAAUGAUGUAUUGCUCCAAAUAUGGGGUAUAUAUAAACAUCUGCCUUUGCUAGACCAGCCCAAUGGUGAAAGCCCCUGCAAUAGAUUUCAUUAGAAUGGUCUGGGAGCAAGCAGGAUCCGUGAACACUGGACCAGCAAAAAAAUCUACCAAUGCAGCGUAUGACAAAUGGUAAAACAGCUUCAAAACCUGCAGAAAGCCCGAGGAAUAUCUUCCUUGAUUAGUGGAACAUGUUAGUGUAUGUUGUGGAGCCUAGAUUAGAUAGCCAUAGUUCAUGUAUGGCUUAAAAUUUGAUUCUGUGGAGCCUGAACUGCAUCCUUGGCUGAGAGGUUCUUUGGAAGCUCACCAACAUACACUGAUUAUAGUGCUUAAGGACUGGACAACCAUUACUUCAAAGAUGCUUGGCUCACCAUCGCUGUACAGCUGCAGGGUGCUCUCAGCUUCUGUGCCCUCUAUGAGCUGACUGUACCAUAGAACCUUUGCAAAGUGCAGAGGACAAAAAUGAAAUUGGGAUUGGCCUUACUAUGGGUAAAUAGCUUGAAACAACAAACACCCACCCACCCCAUUUAGAUAACCCCAACAAUGGGAAAGAUUGGAUUAAGGUUAUUGUACCAAUAUGUGUUUUCUUUUUUACAUGACUUAUGUUUCUUUCCUGCAUUCUUUAUACAAAGCAAUAAGUGGUGUCUCUUUGAAUUUCCAGUAUCAUGAACAACAGUUCAGCUGCUGCUGGAUAUUCAGUUUCUAAUGCAAGAUUUUGUUAGGUUUUUUAAAAAAACUUGUUGGGUGAAGUAUCAUAACCUACCCCUGGAAGGUUAAUUGAUAGUACACUAAAUGUUCUUUAAUUGUACUGCUGUGUCUCUUGGGGGGGGUGUUUUCAACUCAAGAAGCAUGCAUUUGUUUUCUAAAUGGCAAAAUAAAAGCCUCCUUAAAAGUU
This is a messenger RNA of Zootoca vivipara (common lizard), 2451 nucleotides long. RefSeq names its product progesterone receptor membrane component 1 (gene PGRMC1). Gene Ontology annotation, cellular component: endoplasmic reticulum; endomembrane system; membrane. The record is from RefSeq and is a predicted model, not a curated record. Lineage: Eukaryota; Metazoa; Chordata; Lepidosauria; Squamata; Lacertidae.